Messenger RNA from Alosa alosa (allis shad), 1576 nucleotides. RefSeq names its product chromosome 5 C12orf43 homolog (gene c5h12orf43). The record is from RefSeq and is a predicted model, not a curated record. The coding region runs from base 418 to 1194 and encodes 258 amino acids. Gene Ontology annotation, biological process: Spemann organizer formation; negative regulation of Wnt signaling pathway; Wnt signaling pathway. The transcript is spliced from 6 exons. Lineage: Eukaryota; Metazoa; Chordata; Actinopteri; Clupeiformes; Clupeidae.
UGCUAACUGAUUCUUACAGCGGUACGAAGAAGAGAUUUCGCAUGUCGUGGAGGAAAAUGUGGAAGUGUUAUGCUUAAUGAUAACCUCAUAUCAUCAUAUAUCUACCUGAGCCAGGAUUUUUUACGGUAUGUGAUUGUAGUACUGUCCACACGUGCAGUUGUGUUUGCUGGUAAAGAAGUGUAUGUUGCAGGAAGCAACUCUUAAAGUAGUUAAAUAGUCAAACUUUUAACGUCCAUGAGCAAGAGCAAGCUGUCAACUAAAGCCGCAUAGCCUGCCUGCCUGCCUAUCUAUCCAUUCAGUUUGUGAAACUGCUUAGGCUAUUUGUCCGUGAGCUACUAGACGAAGUUAACACUUACUGUAGGCUACGCGUUUGCAUUACCUUCUUCAUGGAGAGAAACAUUCUUCAUCAGAGAAACGAUGUCCAGUGAAGAUUCCAGCAGUGAAGAGGACACGGAGAAGCUGAAAGAGGCAACGUGGAGUUUUGUUCCUGCAAAAACAAAUGGCUCUCAGACUGGUCAGACCAAUGAAUGUGGCAAGAAUGGCACACAUAGUCGACGAACUGUUGCAUCUGAGCAUGAGAAGGAUGGCAAUGAGCUGGAGACCACACCAGAGUUCCGAGCUCACGUGGCAAAGAAGUUAGGAAAUGUGCUUGAUAGCUGCAUAGCAGAAGUUUCCUUGGCAACUGUGAACUCCAGCAGUGUAUGGUCUAGCCAGGAAAAGGAGAGAGAGGAGGAGAAGGAGGAGGAGGAUGAAGGUUUUCGUCUCUUCUCGACAUCUGUACCUGGUAUGAGUGAAUCAGCUCCGGUUCCUUCACUGAAGCGAAGACCUCUCCCUAGCUCCAGUGACAGUGACAGUGAGAUGGAUACGAGGAUCAAAGAAGCAGCAGUGACCAUCUCAGACAUUGUCCGCCCAUACUGCACAGAGAAAACGGAAGAAAAGAAAGACUCUGCUGAUCCCGUGGAGAGCAAAGAGGACGCAUGCGGGAGCUUAGUCACCGAGAAGAAGAAGAAGAAGAAGAAGAAUAAGAAGAAAAAGAAGAAGAAGAAGAUUCCUAAGCUUGAGGAAGACCAUGAAGAGGAAAGAAAAGAUUAUUUUAAUGAUGGAAACUUAGAAAUACAAGAGGAGAGCACACAGGAGACCCCACAACUUGAAGAGAAGAAAAAGAGAAAGAAAAAAAAGAAAGUUGAGGCUUGACCUCGAGUUGACAGAGAAUAAGAUGAUCGCUGUGUCGUCUUUGUUCAUUUAGUCUGCAAUGCGUAUUUUCUACGGCUUGCGCCAGUUUUUUUUUUUUACCAUGUAGGAAGGGAGACACUGUUAGUCUUCUGCCUAGAAAGUGGAAAUAGUGGAAUAUAGGGCAUGACUUUCAAAACAGGAAGAAGAGAACAUGCAAAGUGAAGUUACUAUAGUGUUUCUGUUCCCGAGCAAACGUUCCUGUUCAUUUCAGAGGAAAAAGUAGUGCUUCGUAAUGAUCAUGUUUUAUUUUGUGGAAUGAUCAUAUUUUUAUUUGUGGAUUUUUCAUGCUGUCAUCCGAACAUUGUAGUCAAGGCCAAUAAAAUUAUGUGUGGUUUUACAUUAA